Messenger RNA from Kalmanozyma brasiliensis GHG001, 255 nucleotides. RefSeq lists its product as uncharacterized. NCBI's taxonomy places the organism in Eukaryota, Fungi, Basidiomycota, Ustilaginomycetes, Ustilaginales. The transcript has 2 exons. The coding region runs from base 1 to 255 and encodes 84 amino acids. The record is from RefSeq and is a predicted model, not a curated record.
AUGGGUUCCUGCAUGUCCAGUCCCGAUGGCAAGAAGAUGAAGCGCACGGAUACCAACCCGGGCUCUAAGAACAACACGGAGCUGCACCGCACCACCUCGUCCUACCAGGGCUCGGUCGCCGAUGGCAUGCGCUACUCGGACCGCGCCACGGGCAACGCCGAGCGCGACCGUCUCACCGCCUCCCAACUCCACAAGAGCAAGACGCUCGAGGAGCGCAUCCGACAGGCCGAGCGCGAGAACAAGACGCGCGGUUGA